Messenger RNA from Penicillium soppii, 513 nucleotides. RefSeq names its product mitochondrial 37S ribosomal protein uS8m. Gene Ontology annotation, molecular function: structural constituent of ribosome. Gene Ontology annotation, biological process: translation. The coding region runs from base 1 to 513 and encodes 170 amino acids. The record is from RefSeq and is a predicted model, not a curated record. Gene Ontology annotation, cellular component: mitochondrion; ribosome. Lineage: Eukaryota; Fungi; Ascomycota; Eurotiomycetes; Eurotiales; Aspergillaceae. The transcript has a single exon.
AUGUCUCUCGUCAAUCUCUCCCACGCUGUGUCCCACCUGAACAAUGCCACCGGGGCCCGUCUCGCUCUCACCUCCAUCACCAACAGCAAUUUGCACCUCAAGCUUUCCCUCGCUCUCCGAAACUCCGGCUACAUUUCCUCGGUGGUCCGCGGAGGCCCUACUCCUCCCCCCGCUCAUCCCAUCCUUGGCUACCCUGCUGCCAAUGAUGAACUUGAAGGAAUUGAACCCAUAACCCGUGAUAAUGUCGCCUCAAGGCGGUUGUGGAUCGGUCUGAAGUACUGGCAGAACGAGUCUGUCCUUGGCAAGAUCAAGAUGGUCAGCAAGCCCACCCGCCGGGUCCACAUCGAUGUGGAAGGAUUGCGCCGAGUUGUGCGUGGUGAAGAUUCCGGGGUCGUGGGUGGACUUCGGUCCCCCGGUGAGAGUAUCUAUCUCUCCACAGACAUCGGCAUCCUCGAAGCUCGCGAGUGUGUCGAGAAGAAGACUGGUGGGCUAGUCCUGUGUCGCGUGCUCUAG